This is a messenger RNA of Trachymyrmex septentrionalis, 809 nucleotides long. RefSeq names its product proteasome assembly chaperone 1 (gene PSMG1). Lineage: Eukaryota; Metazoa; Arthropoda; Insecta; Hymenoptera; Formicidae. Gene Ontology annotation, molecular function: proteasome binding. The transcript is spliced from 7 exons. The record is from RefSeq and is a predicted model, not a curated record. Bases 76 to 792 code for a protein of 238 amino acids. Gene Ontology annotation, biological process: proteasome core complex assembly. Gene Ontology annotation, cellular component: endoplasmic reticulum.
UUGCACUAUUUCGAGAGAUGAGACGAUUCCUGCUUUGACUCCGCAGUUUAAUACACAAGGACAUUUAAUUAAAAAAUGGUUAGUCACUUCGGAGAAGUAAUAUUUCCAUCAUCACGAGCAUUUUGGGAUGACGAGGAUGAAUACGAACCAACUGAUAAUAUAGAACAUUCUCCGAAAUUAUAUGUUCGCUGGUUGAAAGAUAAACCAGAAUGCAUAAAAAAGUUCAUCAUAAUAGAAGGAGAUCCAUUAAUUCCAUUUGUGGAACAAUGUUUAUGUCCAAAAAUGAAAGAAGCAUGUAUCAUAGAAAAUGAAAAUCAUAAAAAAGUUUCAGUUAUUUAUCAAAUUGACAAACAAAUAUAUGUGUGUGUAAUUUUACCACUGUUUGAUACAAAAAAUACUGGAAAAUUUAUAAAUCAGAUAGAUGACUUGUUAUUAAGUUCAGAAAACACAGUUUCAAUAUUGUGUCGUCAUAUAUCGCAAUUUCAAAGUGCAAGCGUCCCAGAGACUGCUUCAUUUUUAAGAGUAUUGGCUACUAAAACAGUGAAUGUCACAAAAUGUGGGAUUGAGUCAUUGGAACAACCAAAUAUUGUAUUUGGAGUAGGUGCAGGAGUCUUGUCCUAUGCUGAACUCACUGGCAAAUCAGCUAAGUUAUAUAUAUUGUAUGUCGACAGUUUUGUGUUAGAUUCCAAAUGUGCAGAACCAAUUUUACAAGUUUUAACUGAUGAAAUACCUUGUAAAUUACAACCUAAAUUUAUGGAAAAUCCUUUUAGUAAAGGCAAUCUUUACAUGUGAAAUGUAAAUUCUAAUUC